Lobosporangium transversale is the source of this 1581-nucleotide messenger RNA. RefSeq lists its product as hypothetical. The record is from RefSeq and is a predicted model, not a curated record. Gene Ontology annotation, molecular function: protein binding. The coding region runs from base 1 to 1581 and encodes 526 amino acids. The transcript has a single exon. Lineage: Eukaryota; Fungi; Mortierellomycota; Mortierellomycetes; Mortierellales; Mortierellaceae.
AUGCAGGCCACAUCUGCUAACGCCACCACUACCACCGCAGUUCCUACCAAUCAGUGGUCUGAGAUCAGAACUCUAAUCCACCAAGCUCUUGACUUGAGGAGUAUGAUUAAUUGUAGUCAAGUUUCAAAAUCAUGGAGCGCCGAAUUCACUCCAAGGAUAUGGAACACAAUUAACCUCAGUAGUCAGCCUCGGUUUUCAGAGCUGCCAUCAAAUAUCAUUGCUAAGAAUGGACAACACAUUCGUAUUGUCAGAACCGUCCGAAAAAAGUCGGAGUUUGAGCUUUUUAGGGAUCCCAGUAUCCAAAACAUUGAACAAAUUCGAGUCAGACCCAAGCCUAGUUGUCGACAGCAGACUUUCCAGCUCAUCCGAAGGAACUCGCGUACCCUAUUAAAACUGGACAUCAGAAUGGGGAAGUCCAUUAUAUCGCAUCCAGACUUUGCACUAGAGGACGCAUUUGUCUCACCUGACCUAGAUUUUAUGCCGAGGCUCACUGAACUUCGAAUUCAAAAUCUUACGAUGACCCGAAAAGCGCUUUCAACUUUACUCUCACGAUGUCCAAAUCUGACAUACAUCGAUAUCCUAUCAUGCGCUAUUCAUGGUGAUGGACGAAGUCCAGGGGAACUAUAUCAGCAUAAAGGCGUCAUCUACCUCCAUGCCUCAUACCAUCGAGUUUUCAACCCAGAUCCUGAUUCACCAUCAGACAGUGAUACUGCGGUAGUUCCAUUACUCGCACACUUUCCAAAACUGGAAUACUGGAACGUGUGGGCGCAUAACAUCCAACUAAAGGAUUCCGGAGUCGAAUCCAUCGAAACCGCUAUUAAAAAGUACAGCCCGGGAGUCAAGAAGCUAACCGCAUAUCGAGCUACUGGUUCAAUAGUGCAUGAUUUGCUCGCUAAAGCGUUUAAGAACAUUGAGUCUAUUUGUUUUAAUUAUGAAAAUCUGUCAACUUCUGGAAUCUUGGGUUUCCUUUUGCACAGUAGCACAUUGAGGACCCUCCGAGCCAUAGACCCUAAUUUUAGAGACUGGAGUUAUGAUGCGGACCGGGUGAUCCCUGUGCCAGACCCACUUCCAAAUGCGUGGAUGAUUCACAUGAUCUUUUCGAGAUGCGCGUUCUUGACGUCUGUAGACCUUCCAGAGCAUGAGUUGGACAUGGACAUAAUUGAUAUUUUCCCAUGGGCGUGUAAAGACCUGGCUCGACUUCGCAUUCGAAUCAAGGGACUCGAUACCAAAGAGCUCAUCAUGGCAAUGAUCCGUAAGUGGUCUCGUGGGGUUUACAUCAGACGGAGACAAAGAUGGAUGGGCGAACAGGGGCAGACUGCAAGUAAAUAUGAAGGUAAAGCGAUCAAAACUCCAGAUAGCCUUGCUGCUAUCCUUGAAGAGGUUGCACGAGCAUUAAUGACGGAUAGAAGUGAUGGAAAGGAUGAAAUAGAUGAUAUGAUAAGCAACGAUUUUAACAGUAUUGUUCCUUUAGAAAUCGAGGGUGAACCAGCAAACCCUGUUGUGGACAGAGUAGCAGCCCACCUGUUGAAGUUUGAAAAGCUCAGUGAAGUCUGGCUAGGAUACAAAGUCUGGAGGUUGUAG